AUGAGACGAGGCAGAGUUAGGUUCAGCAGGGCAAAUACUCAACGGGUACCUUCACCUGUGAGAGUCCCUACUGCUAAUUCUCUAGAUGGCUGUAGUUUUAUAGAAGAACUCUCUUUAGUAAGAUCAUCGUCAUUCUCCUCCAAAAUCUAUUUACCAAAGGAGACCAUGUUAAUGGCAGCACUUUUACCCAUUGCCAGAGUUUUGUACUACUGGGACGAAUUCUUUGGAAAUCAACAUACAAUGCCAUUGAUAUUCAAAUUUCUCGUUGCAUUUGUAGUUUCUUUGACAUCUGCGGCCGUAGCGGCUACAGCUGUAUGGUGGCCUCGGCAUUUUAAGAAGAAGGUUGAAAUUGAUACUAAGUGUAGCCGGAUGGGGUUGCUUUUUUGCGUAUUUGGAGUACAAGUAGGUCAAAGUACAUGUCAGUGGUUAAACCAGUUGUGGGGACGUCGCUUAGUCACUUUAACAGCUCUUACUGCGACACUGGUAUGGGAGCAAUUGACUCGAUCAUGGCACCAAAGAGAAACCUUUUUUGUUGGAUGUUUCUUAUGUGGUGCCGCUAUUCCUACUUACCUUUGCAUUUCUAAAAGUAUUCUACUUGAACUAUUCAGUGGCGGUUUGCUCAACUUGGUAUUUUUCAUGUAUACAGUAAUCACGCUAACUGGAAUCAUAGUCAGCCGUCCCACGCCGAUAGUUGCCAGUGGGUACUUAUUAGCACUUUUACUGAUGGUUCCCAAUACAUAUUCGACAAAUUCGAAAAAUUAUGUAAACUGA
Zygosaccharomyces rouxii is the source of this 771-nucleotide messenger RNA. RefSeq lists its product as uncharacterized. The record is from RefSeq and is a predicted model, not a curated record. The coding region runs from base 1 to 771 and encodes 256 amino acids. The transcript has a single exon. NCBI's taxonomy places the organism in Eukaryota, Fungi, Ascomycota, Saccharomycetes, Saccharomycetales, Saccharomycetaceae.